AUGGCCCGAGCUGGUAGGACACGUUGGCUACUCGGGAACAAACGCUGGAUCAAAAAAGAGUUCCGGUUAGAGAGUGUUAGUUAUGAUUACUGUACUCUUUGGUUGCGUCAUCAAUGCAUUGAACAAUCCUCGAUUAUCACGAUCAAUCAACCUCAAAUGAUGAUGAGCAGGAAGAUGGCCGAUUGGAGAUGGGAUGAGAGGUGGGAAAGUCCUGGAACAAGUUGGGUUGAUUGGAAAAAGUGGAGGACUGAGGGGUUGGGGGAGGCGUCAGUUUGGAGAUCGAAGCGGCAUCAAAUCCCCGGUUCCGAUCCAUUCCUCAAUAUGAGAAACCAUCUUUGGCGGGGGGGAGGAGGAGUGAUGCAGUCGAUGGCCCAAGUCGUUGUACGGACGCUAUUAUUUACGUUCUGUGGAGAGCAACCGUUGCGAACCUACGCAAGGAACAUCGUCUGUUUGGAAUGCUUGGGCCCCCUCGGAAUAAUCAACGCGGAAGAGUUGGGUUGGGUUGGGGAAGAGAUAAUGGUGGAUUAUGUUCCAGAGAGCGGUUGUUUUACACGCCCUCGACUUUGA
Molecule: messenger RNA, 567 nt
Organism: Cantharellus anzutake
Lineage: Eukaryota; Fungi; Basidiomycota; Agaricomycetes; Cantharellales; Hydnaceae
Exons: 7
Coding region: 1-567 (188 amino acids)
Source: RefSeq, a predicted model, not a curated record